Molecule: messenger RNA, 3117 nt
Organism: Trichosporon asahii var. asahii CBS 2479
Lineage: Eukaryota; Fungi; Basidiomycota; Tremellomycetes; Trichosporonales; Trichosporonaceae
Exons: 1
Coding region: 1-3117 (1038 amino acids)
Biological process (GO): carbohydrate metabolic process
Molecular function (GO): UDP-glycosyltransferase activity; hexosyltransferase activity
Source: RefSeq, a predicted model, not a curated record
AUGCGCUGGCGGCGGAACUACGAGGCAGUGCUGUUCCGCUGCGCGUCGCAGCGAUUCCGCCAGUCGCACCGCCGUGACGCCAUCAAGUCGGGCAUCAUCACGCAGGAAGAGGCGGACGCGCACGAAGAUGACGGGUCCAAGUGGACGCUUCUCCGCUGCUGCGUGCCCCUUGACAAGACUGAGCUGCGCCACAUUGGCGACUACCACCAGUUCGCGACGCUUGUCAACAUGGACGUGCAGCUUCAGGCGGACACGCAGGUUUCGUGGCGCCCCGAGGAGAUUGCGACGGGCAACUUUGCCGCUUACGGCGACUUCAACAUAGAGGGCGACGAGGAUGGACUCCCCGACCAUCCGCCCCCUACUGAUCCCGAUGCUAUGCCCGACGACCAUGUGGUGCAUCCCGACCACUCCGGACCGAUCAACCAAUCCCCCUCGCGCAGUCCUAGCCAGUCGAGCUAUGCCAGCCAGUCGACGCAGGGCGGCUCUGACGUCCCCCUCCACCACGAAGCUGUACGCAGCUCGACCGUCCCCGACAUGCGCGCAGCGGUACCUGGUCACAAGCCCGCUCCGCCCCAGCCUCGCCACCGAUCGCGCACGCUCAUGUCGCGCAUCACUGGCCGCCCCGACGCGGUUCACGAGGAUCAGCACGACGGGCACGCGCACGACUACAUCGACACAGACCCUCCUCCAUCGCUGCAGAAAGGCUGCCCCGGUGGUGCGGAGCCCUGUGCUACUAUUCGAGCCGAGAGCCGUUGGGCGGUGAAGGACAACAAGUACCAGUUCCUGAUCGCGAUCCUGAACGAUCAGCAGUGGUUCGUCGAUGCGCUGCGCGAGGCGCUUCCUCACGCCCAGGCCAGACGCUACGUCCGUGGUGCUAUGCCGGAGCAGAUGGCGAUCGAUGUGGGCGGGUACGACUGCAUGUCGCACCCUGAUACCGGUCACGAUGACGAGAACGAGGACGAUCCCUCGAGCUCCUCCGACUCGUCGGAGAGCGACGACGACCCCGAUCCCCAGCGCCGCGCUGAGAAGAAGCGCGAGCGCAAGCUUGACAAGAAGACCGAGCCGGCGUCCAACCACAAGGCGCGCAAGGCGCGUGCCGCCGCCAAGACGUUCGGUCUCCGCGAGCGAGAUGGUAUCUGGCUCAAGCGGACCUAUGUCCAGAACGGUGUCGUUCCCGCGCGAGGACACAUCAUCAUCUCGCCCAAGUAUACCUGUUUCUGGAGGCGGGCGCGUUUCGGCGCAGAUAUCAAGUACCGCUACCCGACCGCCGAUAUCAAGGGGGCAGUGGCCACGCAGUUCCCCCUCAGCCCCAGGCGUAACGGCAUGGCGCUCAAGAUCAAUGGCCAGCCGGAUCUCAAGUUUGAGUUCUGGAGCGAGGCGUCGCGCGACGCUGUCGUCAAGCGGGUCAACCGCGUCGUCGCCCAGUUGGCUGAGCAGGGAGAGGGCCAGGCGGCUCCCGGCGCCAAGGAAGCCGGCAAGCCCGAGGGCUCUGAGCUCAGCCUCCAGACGACCACGACCAGCAACGACUCCCGCAAUCUCUGGGACGUCGCUAAGGACAUCAAGCUGACCGAGAAUGACUUCCAGGUCUCGCCCGAGUACGCCGUGCACGGUGACAUGCGGAUCAUAUCCGAGGCGGCGCGAUUCCUCGCCCCGCCGCCUGAUCUGCUUGUCUAUCCCAAGGCGCUCAACGAGGAGGCGCUCGCGUACAUGCCUUUCGUCGCGAACCGGCCGUGGUCGAGUGGCGGCGCGAACGUGCGCCUGACGCCGCGCCGCUUCACGAUGCUCACGAUUGGCUCUCGCGGUGAUGUGCAGCCGUACAUUGCCCUGUCUUUGCGCCUGAUGCAGGACGGACACAAGUGUACUAUCGUGACUCAUGCCGAGUUCAAGGACUGGAUUGAGGGAUACGGCAUUGAGCACCGCCAGGCCGGCGGAGACCCCACGGCUCUCAUGAAGAUCUCGCAGGACCACAAGAUGCUCUCGCCCGGAUUCUUCAAGGAGGCCCUCGGUACAUUCCGGCAGUGGCUCGAUGACCUCCUCAACGACUCGUGGGACGCGUGCCAGGACGCGGACGUCCUCAUCGAAUCGCCCUCAGCCAUGGCAGGCAUCCACAUCUCCGAGGCGCUCGGCAUUCCCUACUUCCGCGCCUUUACCAUGCCCUGGACGCGCACCAGUCUGUACCCACAGGCAUUCAUGGUGCCUGCGUUUGAGAUGGGCCCGCAGUUCAACUAUUCCACGUACGUGCUGUUCGACAACAUCAUGUGGAAGGCGAGUGCGCGGCAGAUCAACCGCUGGAGGAAGAAGAGGCUCGGACUCGGUGCGACAGACCAGAGCUCGCUCUCCGUCUCCAAGGUGCCGUUCCUAUACAACUUCAGCCCUGCAGUCGUGCCCAAGCCGCUCGACUGGUACGACGACAUUACCAUCACGGGCUACUGGGAGCUGGAGAACAGCGACAUGGACUGGUCUCCGCCCGACGACCUGCUGCAGUUCAUGCAGAAGGCGCGGGACGACAAGAAGCCGCUCGUGUACAUUGGCUUCGGAUCCAUCGUGGUACCCGACCCCGCUGCCGUGUCCCGCGGUAUCAUCAAGGGUGUCGAGAAAGCGGGCGUGCGUGCCAUCAUCGCGAAGGGAUGGUCCUCGCGCUCUGAGACGGGCGAGAAGGAGGAGGACGACGUCGUUUUCCCCGCCAGCUGCUACAGCGUCGACAAGAUUCCGCACGGCUGGCUCUUCCCCAAGAUUGACGCCGCGAUGCACCACGGCGGCGCGGGCACGACGGGCGCGUCGCUCCGCUGCGGCCUGCCGACGAUCAUCAAGCCGUGGUUCGGCGACCAGCACUUCUGGGCCCUGCGCGUGACCAAGAUGGGCUGCGGAGUCAAGCUGGCCAGUCUGAAGAGCGACGAGAUCGCCGACGCGCUGAGAAAGGUGACGGGCGAUAGAGUCAUGAUUGAAAAGUCGAGGAAUGUGGGAAUCAGGAUCAGGCAGGAGAAGGGCGUCGAUACCGCCGUCCAGGCUAUUCACGCCAACAUUAUCCGCGCAGCGAAGGAUAGGCAGAAGCUGAAGAAGGAGGACGACGGGGUCAAGGAGCACAAGCGCGCCAGUCUCAACAUCAACAUCUUCUAG